AUGAGGCUUCCCGCUCUCCGCCGCAGCAACGACUCCUACACCAAGGUCGACGCCUCGCCGGCCGUCGUGGACGACGAACACUCCGAGAAGGCGCUCAACAAAUGGCAGCAGAAGCUCAGCGCCGAGACGCCGGUCGUGGACGAUCUGCCCUUCGCCCUGGGCACGAAGGCCCCGUCGGUCCGGUCCCCGCGCGCCCUCAUCGCCGAGCGGGGCAUCAAGAAGCACCGCGACAACGCGCAGGUGUCGGCCAUGGAGGCCUUCUACGCCACCAACCCCGACGUGUGGGCGCUCAGCCACUGA
Molecule: messenger RNA, 300 nt
Organism: Acanthamoeba castellanii str. Neff
Lineage: Eukaryota; Discosea; Longamoebia; Acanthamoebidae
Exons: 1
Coding region: 1-300 (99 amino acids)
Source: RefSeq, a predicted model, not a curated record